AUGGAAUUAGUCAGACAACUCGCUGGUCUCUCUGUUUCAAAUUUAAGACAAUUUCGUGAUGAUGAUUCUUAUGUGGAUCGGCUCAGUCAUCGAUAUACAACAACUAUAUGCGUUGUUUUUGCUAUUCUUGUCACGACUAAACAAUACGCCGGAGAUCCUAUCGACUGUUGGGUACCCGCACAAUUCAAACCGUCUUAUGAAGCUUAUACAGACAGUUAUUGUUGGAUCGCUAAUACUUAUUAUAUUCCGAUUGAUCAAGAAUUGCCUGACGAAGAAUCAAGUCGACGCAAUAAAGAUAUCCUCUAUUAUCAAUGGGUUCCCUUCAUUUUAUUAUUUCAAGCAUUCUUAUUCUAUUUCCCACGUGUUGUUUGGCGUACACUCAAUGUAAGAUCAGGUCUUGAUUUAGUAAAUCUUGUUGAUGCAGCCAUAAAAUAUGAACAAGUUGAACAGUAUGAAUCCCGAGAUCGUAUAAUGAGCUAUUUAAUUGUUAACAUUGAACGUUAUAUAUCAGCUCGAGCACAAUUAACUCGACAUCACAUUCAAAAACGUUUCUCAUGUAUUCGGCGAUUUUUCCAAUUAUGUUUCUUUUGUUCGAAUCGUCAUUACGGAAAUUAUCUGGUUAUCGUCUAUUUCCUUGUCAAAUUGAUGUGGCUUGUUAACGCAUUAGCACAAUUAUUUUUAUUAAAUGCAUUUCUAGGCAACGAAUAUUAUUUAUUUGGCUUUGAAGUCAUUGAAAAAUUAUUUAAAAAUCAACGUUGGACUGAAAAUCGACAUUUUCCUAAAGUGACUUAUUGUGAUUUUAAAAUUCGAGAAAUUGGUAUUAAUCAUUUUUACACAGUACAAUGUGUAUUACGAAUAAAUUUAUUUAAUGAAGUAAUUUUUAUUAUUCAAUGGUUUUGGCUUAUAUCAAUUAGUGCUGCAACAAUUUAUGAUUUUCUUGUUUGGUUAUAUCAUUGUACUGUUUCGCGUGAAAAGAUUCAUUUUGUUAAACGUCAUCUUGGUAUAAUGUCAUCUUUUAAUCCCCAAGAAGAACGUCAAUUAGCACGCGAAUUCGUUUUACAUUACUUAAAAGACGACGGAGUUUUCGUUACACGUUUAUUGUCAGUAAAUAGCAGCGAUCUUGUUGUAACAGAAAUAAUCAAUCAACUAUGGACCCGCUUUAAAACAGUAAAUCGUCUUUAUGCACCUCCAUCUCAGUCGGUAAGUUCAACGGACAAUAAUAUUAAUACGAGUACACCAGGAACAAAUCUAAAUUAUCAAAAUGGAAAUACACCAAUAAAUAAUUAUCGACCACGAUUAUCUCGCAUUCCACCACCUCCACUGCCAUCGUUUUUACAUCGAAAACUGCAACAACAAUUAAUUAACGAGAAGCCAGAAAAUAUUCAUGACACUUCUAAAUCUGCAAAGGAUACUGACGUUUAA
This is a messenger RNA of Rotaria socialis, 1422 nucleotides long. Lineage: Eukaryota; Metazoa; Rotifera; Eurotatoria; Philodinida; Philodinidae. The record is from the annotation of a GenBank genome assembly.